Molecule: messenger RNA, 1158 nt
Organism: Plutella xylostella (diamondback moth)
Lineage: Eukaryota; Metazoa; Arthropoda; Insecta; Lepidoptera; Plutellidae
Product: larval/pupal rigid cuticle protein 66-like
Cellular component (GO): extracellular matrix
Source: RefSeq, a predicted model, not a curated record
AAGAACCGCGAGUUUUAUCUGUCCUUCACAACUAAAUAAAUAGUUUUUCGAAUAAUUUUCCCUCAACCACACGAUAAAUGGAUACGGAUUAAUUUAGGAGCUAAUAAUAACAAAGCUUGUUUGCAUUUAUUACUUAAAUGUUUGUAACAUGAAUACCGACCGGCAGUGAUAAUCAAGUGUAAUUACCCGCGGACCAGAUGACCUUCUAAGAUAUUUCUACUAUGUAAUAAUAUCAAUAGACGUUGUAUAUACCUAUGUACGUAGGAGGGAAAUGUGAAGUUCAAUAUUAAACAUUGUUACGCCCAAUGUAUCUGUAAUCGAGCUUGUUAUAAACCUACCUAUGUUUGUAUUGUAAAUAAAGUAGUACAAACUUGAAAGUAUAAUUUUUAUUGAUUCAGCCUUUUAGGGCUUCAAAAAUAUUCCGAUAAAUUUCAAUAAGGCCCUGGAGCGUUGCUUUUUAUUAAAAAGGUUGUAUUAAUAUUAACAUGGCAGAGUAAUGAAGACAUAACUUUUUUUAGAACAAAACGACUCGUUAACAUUUUGCUCAAUCAAUACUUGGCUGAUACCUUUCUAGGUGCAUCGCCAGCCUUGUGUUUACGAUGAUUAACAAAAAAAAAGAGAUGGAAAGAAAGCAGUCUGUGAGUAUAAAACGGGACGACUUUAAAAUCGGGACAUCAGAUUCACCAUAUCCGCUGAAGUGGCUACAUCUAGAAACUCUCGAAAAUGGUUGUAAAGUUCGCCCUCCUCCUCGCCGUGGCCUCCGUGGCUCUCGCGACUGACAUCACCAGUUUCAACUACCACGUGGCCGACCCCUACACCGGUGACUUCAAGAGCCAAUCAGAGAGCCGAGUCGAUGGCAACGUCAAUGGCCAGUACUCACUCCUAGAGUCCGAUGGGACCAAGCGCACCGUGGACUACAACGCUGGCUCCCAAGGGUUCAAUGCCAUUGUCAGGAAGGAACCAGCUUACUUCGCCGCUCCAGUGAAACCAGGCUACGCGACUUACCCGGCUUACCCCUACAGUUACCCCGCGGCCUACAGUUACCCUGCGAGCUACUACUCCGCUUAUCCCUAUGCGUACUCUCCGUACUACGCCAGCAGAUUCUACGGAUACGCUCCGUUCGCCUUCCGUAAAUGAUUUGAAUUGUGAUGAUAAUUA